CACAUUCCUAUGGUGAUAUAUCAUGCUAGCAAGCAGUACACGGUUCUGCCUGUUUGGGCACGCUCCAGCUGUGUGCGCCCCCUUAACUCGUCCACGAGUUGCUAAGCAGGCACUAAUUUGCAAGGCGGCUCGUGAUAGGGACGGCCAUCAACGAAAUGACGGUGCAACUGCACUUCCAUACGUUCUUGCAACACUAGAGCUUUCCAAAUGCUCCGAUAUCUUUGAGCUCGAGAGCACUUACAACAGCAACGAACUGUUUAUAGAUGCCAUAAGCUUAGCAGCGGCAUGGGUGAAGCUCGGAAAGCUAUACAACGCCAAGGUCGACGCAUGCAAGUAUAAACAGGUUACUCGUAACCUUCUUAGCAAGGCGCUAAAGCUCGUUGAAGAAAUGGACCUCCGCCAGAUCUCAAACGUUCUGUGGGCCAUGGGGAAGAUGCGUCUAGACCUUGCUGCUGAGCCCCUAGGGCCCUAUCUGGUGGAGCAAAUGGAGGGCCGUUUGCUUGUCGUGCUUGAGGAGGAGGGUCUGUCCGACCCUCGAAGUGCUGAGCAGCUGUGGUUCGGCCUUGCCCUGUGCAAAUACGACUGGAGCGGUGAGGUGCUGCGAGCCCUGCUGCACCAGACCCUGGAAGCGAUAAGGCAGUGGGAGAACUGCAAGGCUGUGUCGCAAGUAUGUCAGCAACUGAGCACCACCCUCAGGCAGCGUGUCACGCUAGAUGAUCAGCAGCGGGCGCUCUUGGCAGGUGCCAUUGCAUCAGCCAUCCACGCCGACGACAAGGACCCACAGAUCAAAAUAGGGCUGGCAAAGGCUGUCGGCUCAUUCUUGCUAGCCGCAGACUUGCUGCAGCUGCCGGUGACCCUUCACGACGUUCAGCGGAUGAAUGACAUUACCGUUAACAUGCCGCCGGGGCUAGUGGCAUCAGAGGGCGGUCUGCUUGCUGCAUACAAGCUUCUCCGCUGCACUCGGCUAGGCUUCCAGCCAUCCCAGGCCGAUGCCCAGCGCUGGUACCUGCUGCUGACGGAGGGGGCGCGGGCUCCAUGGGACGCCUACACUGUUUCAUGGAUUGCCGCAUCCCUGGCGUCCUGCCGCAACUUCAAGCCGCCACCUGAGCUGGUGCAGCAUAUUGGCGCGGUGGUACGCUCGCCGCCACGCGGCGUUGAGGAAGGGGACUUGUCACGCCUCGUUACGGCAUGCAAGGCAUGGGGCGUGAAGGUACCAGACACAGUGGCUUCGAGGCUUUCGAGCCGGAGCCGCCCAGCCCCGCAAUGAGCACUACCUGCCAAGUGGACGCCACUCACAUGGGCAUCACCUUCUGUCCUGUCAGAUGUCCUCCUCUGCUCGUACUAGAGGUGUUGGGGGGUACUUUGGGUCUUGGGUACUAGGUACUUUGGGUACUAGGGUCCAUUGUGAGGGUACUGGUGUUGUUACGCGGUGCUGGCGGGUAAGCCACGGCUCUACGCUUAGGCUGCAAGAUUGCAAGGUGGAGCAGGGGCGGCAUUUCGGGCUUUGCUGUAUAACUAUUACCGGUACACUUGGCAUUGUGGGGCGGUGCUGGGCAUGCAGCGUGCUUCCUUGGGCAUGGCUGACGAUAUACCGUACAUACGUACAUACCGGUAUCAGAAUGGGUGGCAUGAUGGACCAGCAGGCCCGUGGACAAUAGUUUAGCUAAUGCCCAGGAGGCCAGGUCAAGCAGCAGGAGUGAAUCGGGGUGCCAAGCCCCUGUUGUAGCCUAACUGUACGAUAGCAGGUUAGAGGUGGCUGGCGGCCUCCUACACCCACCACCACGUGUUUGAUGAGCGCAUGUAUAGUAGUAUGCUAAGCGUGUAUGUUGUACGGUAUACGGGGAGUUGCUGGUUCAGCAUUUACCAGGAUCCCCAAGCAAUGGCUUCCACAAGAGAUUGGGGUGGUUGGGUGCGUAUAGAUACAAAUCUGUUGGAGGUAGCUGCAUUGGGUUAAUGCGGACUUACGAGGACCCGGGUGCGGCCCGUUCGGCCGUUGGUUACGGUAGAGCGGCAUGCACCAGCUCGUCCCCCAGUCGACAUCCGGCACUGUGAUAUUGUGCUUCCGAGGCUAUUGGGUGCCCCUAAGUUGUGUAUGCGAUGGGUUACAAACAGG
Molecule: messenger RNA, 2113 nt
Organism: Astrephomene gubernaculifera
Lineage: Eukaryota; Viridiplantae; Chlorophyta; Chlorophyceae; Chlamydomonadales; Astrephomenaceae
Source: the annotation of a GenBank genome assembly